Messenger RNA from Cavia porcellus (domestic guinea pig), 1065 nucleotides. RefSeq names its product CD27 molecule (gene Cd27). Gene Ontology annotation, biological process: positive regulation of B cell differentiation; positive regulation of T cell differentiation; negative regulation of apoptotic process. Gene Ontology annotation, cellular component: external side of plasma membrane. The transcript is spliced from 5 exons. Lineage: Eukaryota; Metazoa; Chordata; Mammalia; Rodentia; Caviidae. Gene Ontology annotation, molecular function: transmembrane signaling receptor activity; protein binding. The record is from RefSeq and is a predicted model, not a curated record. The coding region runs from base 139 to 831 and encodes 230 amino acids.
AGCAGAGCUGCGACUGCCAGCCAAGUCCAGCUUGCUACUGAAGCGGGGCAGCUCGGAAACCGUGGCUGCUGCCCAGGAAGGGCAGUGAGGCACCUGCACCCAGUGGUCAGCUACCAACAGGCAGGCGCAGCCCUCUGGAUGACAGCCAUGGUCUGGCCACCUCCUGGCUGGCUCUGUGUGCUGGGGACCCUGCUGGGGCUCUCAACUGCCCUAGACCCCAGGAGCUGUCCAGAGAGGCACUACCGCUCUGCAGAGAAGCUGUGCUGCCAGAUGUGCAGGCCAGGGACAUUCCUGGUGAAGGAUUGUGACCAGCACUCAACAGCUGCUCAGUGUGACCCGUGUAAACCAGGUCUUUCCUUCUCUCCAGACUACCACAGCCGGCGCCACUGUGAAAGCUGUCGCCACUGUCAAGGUGUCUCCACUCGCAACUGCAACGUCACCACCAACACCCAGUGUGCCUGCCCCCAGGACUGGCAGUGCAGGGACACGGAGUGCACCGAGUGUGACCCUCUUCCAGGCCUGACCAUUCUUCCCGCUGCUGCCCAAGACGCACACCCUCUACCUGACCACCCAGCUUACACCAAGACCCAGGGGCCCCUGUGCAGCUCAGACUGUGUCCGUGUCUUCAUGAUCUUCUCCGGAAUGCUUCUGGUUUUCACCCUCGGCGGAGCCCUGUUUCUCUACCAACAGAGAAGAUGCCAAUCAAACAAAGGAGCAAACCCAGAGGAGUCUACAGAGCCCUGUCCUUACAGCUGCCCCCGCGAGGAGGAGGGCCACACAGUUCCCAUCCAGGAGGACCACCAAAAGCCAGAGCUGCCUUCCUACCCCUGACCAGUCAGGCAGGAGGGAAUGGCUGACCACAGGAAAGCUUUGGCCUCCUCUGCUCCGGUGGCCAUCCAAAGCAACAUCAGGAAGGAUUCCAGUCUCUUCUUUCCUCAAGACCUUUUGCCUUGACAAAGUGCCUUCUUAGACUGGCUGUGACAAGGACUUGAGCCCAGCAAGUCUGGCCCCUGCACUGCAGGAGGGCCUAGGUUCUGGCUGUAAAAUACACUUCUGGUGGUGAAA